GCAAGAAUGUCAGGCCGGUUCCCUGUCUCAUGAAGGCUUUGAUGUUCCCAAUAAAAAGCAUGGAACUGAACCUGAAGAGCUCAGUUUCCAACCCGAUUUCACCUCGCGAACACCCGUCUUCAGAAUAGAAGCUCCGUUCCAUCCGCUCUAUCCGUUCCAUUAGGCUCCGUUCUCAUCGUCAGAGAACGCCAUAGAGGUUGGUUCCAAGAUCGGUUGAAGAAGGCCAAAGACCACGGGAAUAACGAAAGAGGAAGCAAACGAGCGGAGAGAAAAGUUUCCACGCAUUGAUCGCACAUCCAUUUCUCCUUUGUUGGGGUUAAACCGAGCGUUAAUAGGAGGAGGUAUCGUAAAUCCAGAUAAUGAGAAAAUGGUGCGGAAUAUCCACUUCCACAUUGACCUUCCAAGUUCUUCUGCUCAUUGUCUCAUUGUCGCAAGGCAGUCAGACAAUGGGGCCUUUGGAUUGCAGAGUCUUUCCAUUUCAUCCGGUCUGUAGAGGAUUCAAUGCCGGCAAGAGAUCUGCGACUCCCCCUGAGCCCACCUCCCUCAAAACAUACGCCCCUCCCAAAGACGCCUCCCACGCCUCCUCCUCCUCCUCCUCCAGCCACAUCGAGCAAGUGGCAGGAAGCUCACCUAGACCCCUGGGAUUAGACCCCGAGUGUUUGUCACCCAAAGUUUAUGACGUUCUUUACAGAAAAUACGCCUUCGCUCCUAAAUGUCGAGGGACAACAUCGAAACGAUCUGUUCCUAAUGUGAUUCCCACUUUGGAGUCACCAUGGAUGGAACAAAACCUACCAGACACUUUAGGAGAGGAUACCUACCAACAAGUCUUGGAGAGCGAUCACGUUCCGCCCAAGGCUGCAAUCCAAAAGAGAUCUUAUGGGGGUGGACUUGAAGCCCUUCCCAACACCUUUUACCACCCAUCGGCUGCGAAACAGAUUUUGCCAGAAGAGGCUUAUCUUUAUGCAUCCUACUUGGCCAGUCUGCCCAAAUACCGGUCCAAAAGAACUUAUCAUGGCUUGACUUCUUCUCAAUUGUUUUCUCCUUACCGAAGAAAGCGCUCUCUUCCUGAGCAAGUUGACCAAGAUUUCCCCGAUUCCUUCUCUUCAAUUUUUGGUAAACGGCAUGAUCCACACUUCCUUGAUCCAUCCCGCGCAUCAAACCUGCAACCAAGCCUGAAACGAGAAGAAAUCCCAAGCUUUUCAUCUUUUAUUGGAAAACGCUAUGACCCCUUCACACGUUUGACUAAACCGACUUCAUACCAGGGUCUAAAAGAUCAUUGGCCCAUUUUCGACUACUCAGACUGGAAAAGAUCCGAAUUCCCCAAGACGUUCUCCUCCUUUUCUGUUAAACGCUCCGACUCCCAAAAAGCACUUGAGAGACAAACAAAUCAGCUUUCCAACUUCCCAACCUCAUUCUCUUCUUUCAUAACAAAAAGAGCGAGCUCCCCACUUGAUUCAUUUUCCUCCUUUACUGGGAAACGUUCUAAUUUGCCUUUAUCUUUUUCUGCCAUUUCCGGAAAAAGAUCACAUUUGCAUUUGGGACCUUUAUCCCCUCUAGGUGGUAAGAGAUCUGAUUCCCCCCUUGAAUCAUUCACAUCCUUUACAGGCAAGCGAUCAGACUCCCCAUUGGAUUCCUUCUCAUCUUUUACGGGCAAAAGAACAGACUCCCCAGACUCUUUUUUUUCUUUCAUUACCAAACGUUCUGACUCUCCUCUGGAAUCAUUCUCAGCCUUCACAGGAAAGAGGUCUGAUUUCCCAGAAUCAUUUUCUUCUUUCAUUGGUAAACGCAGCUCUGACUCACCCUUAGACUCUUUUUCCUCUUUUACGGGUAAGAGGUCCGACUUUCCUGAAUCCUUUUCUUCUUCUACUGGAAAACGCUCAGAUUCCCCAUUAGAUUCCUUUUCCUCUUUCACUGGUAAACGCUCGGACUCUCCACUUGAAUCUUUUUCAUCCUUUACAGGGAAAAGAUCCGACUUCCCAGAAUCAUUUUCGUCUUUUACUGGGAAACGUUCGGACUCCCCACUUGACUCCUUUUCCUCCUUCACUGGGAAGCGCUCAGACUCCCCACUUGACACGUUUGCCUCAUUCACAAGGAAACGUUCUGACUCGCCCCUAGAAUCUUUCUCGUCCUUCACAGGGAAGAGGUCUAAUUUUCCUGAAUCCUUCUCCACAUUUACUGGCAAACGCUCUGACUCUCCCCUGGACUCAUUUUCCUCUUUCACAGGGAAGCGAUCUGACUUCCCUGAAUCCUUCUCCACAUUUACUGGCAAACGCUCUGCCUCUCCCCUAGACUCUUUUUCUUCAUUCACAGGGAAGCGGUCCGACUUCCCUGAAUCCUUUUCUUCCUUUACUGGCAAACGCUCUGCCGCUCCCCUUGACUCAUUUUCUUCAUUCACAGGGAAGCGGUCCGACUUCCCUGAAUCCUUUUCUUCUUUCACUGGCAAGCGCUCAGACUUCCCCAAGACACUUUCGUCACUUACUGUGCCCUCUACCCAAACUUGAAUAUGUGGACAACUCAUGCAUCCCAAACUACCAAACCUCAUCGCUCUGGAAAUGCCAAACGUCGGAUCAACAAUGGUAAUGUGCCUGCAUCUCCUCUACCCCAUCUUGUGGAAUUGUUUCCUUCAUUCUCUUCUUUCUACAAGGCCAAACGAUUAAGUGGAACUAUUGGAUCCAAUAAGAUCAUCGAGCAUGAGCCCUCAAGAGAGAUGCUUCCAGCCUUCUCGUCCUUCUAUAUUCCUCAAAAAAAGUUUUACAUUGAUCCUCCUAAGAUAAGAGUUUUGCCUCAUAAUUACUUCAUGCCCUUUAUCUAAUCAAUCAAUAACAUGAAAUAUUAUCCUUGACAAUCCUUGUGAUCUUGAAGCUCUCCUAUUACAUUUGUGUACUCUCCAAGUAGUUGGUCAUAUUGACAAGAUGUUCGUUCCCAUUUCACUUAAAUUGUUACUUUCGUCACUAGUACUGGAUUAUUAAACCUCUUUCUAACUGGUUGGGCUUUUCGACACUUCAGACUUGUAUAUUUGGGGAGACUUUGACAACUUGGUGAAUCUUGUUGAAAAAAUGUCUGAUAUGAAAUGUGUCGACCCCUUUUCUCCCCGAAACAAUCUAUUACAUGUGUUUUCUUUGUUGUAAGGUAUGUGCUACACUAUGAAGUCAUUGAAUCAUGUCUAAGCUCUGAAAGAGAAACUGCCUCUCUACUAUUAUUUUUAGCAUAUUAUUGAUGAUUUGAGCUCACAGCUCGGAAUCACUGUCAAAUACACUGAUGCUGCAAAUCACCAAA
Messenger RNA from Tigriopus californicus, 3276 nucleotides. RefSeq lists its product as uncharacterized. The coding region runs from base 360 to 2501 and encodes 713 amino acids. Lineage: Eukaryota; Metazoa; Arthropoda; Copepoda; Harpacticoida; Harpacticidae. The transcript has 6 exons. The record is from RefSeq and is a predicted model, not a curated record.